GUUAGACUGUCCAAAGAGAGAUCAAGCAGGAUCUUGGUCCAAGUGCUCUAGUAGCCGGUAGCAACAGCAGUAAUAUGGAAAAAAACACUGAUCGACCUAUGUCACGAAAAUCGAAGCUUUCACUUUCUACAAAGAAGCGCAAAUCAGCAUUGUCAUUGGCAUCGCCUUCAUCGUCGUUACCUGUAGGGGAUGCGGUGGACAUUGAGAGCACACAAUCCAGCCUGCCGCGAACUCUUGGCAGCAGUAACAAUAACAACACAGCGAACACGCAAAGCGAUACUACAUUUUCACAACAGGCUCCUAUUGUAAUGGAAUCAAACAAUGAGUCUGUCGAAGCAAAUCCUGUCAAUAACCAACACACAGAGGAACCUCAGUCAUUGGCACCUGUAACAAAGUCACAACAACUAUCACAAAGCUCAUCAAGAGAUGCAAGUACACAGGUCGAUGAAUUAUCACAGGACAGCACCCAACAUUCGAUUCAUUCACUCGAACCGAGCGCACAGCAGCAACAUCCGUCAACACCAUGGGAGGAUAUUGAUGACACGACCUCUCAAAAUGAAAUUCCCAACACACCCAGAAAUUCAUCGUCGAAACCUAACUCACUGCAGCAAUUCAAAUCAGCCAGUGGCGCCAUUGACACCGACAACGCGGACAAGAUAUCAUCAGUAGAGCAAUCCAGAUUUCCCGACAUGCAUUCGAUCAAAAAUGAAAGCUCACAACGAUCGACCAAAUCAGACAAGAGCAGCAAGCCAUCCUAUGAUACAACACCGUUCCCAAGCAAAGAAAAUAUGGAUAUAUAUUUUGAAGAUAAUGCCAAGGGCGACGAAACUCAAUACGUGGUAUGCAGUUUAGGCAAAAUAAACAGCGAACAAAGAUCAGCACCAAUCGACAAAGACGCCCCACUAUAUACUGAAAGCGUAUCAUCAUCACCAUCAACCACUAACACCAUGAAAAAGCCAUUGCAGGAAGUAUCACAAUCAUCGCAGAAUAUGGUAGAAUCUCAGCCGUCAUCAGAGGUUACGAAGUCAAUGAGCUCGCCAUCUUCCUCUUCUGCCUCUGGUAGAGUAUCCUUUCGUGAGCUAUUUAAAUCGACGGAUGAUGAAAAGUAUAUGCCAAAGAAAAGGAAGAUUCCUGCGAGCAUGAGAGACAAACUGAGCCUCAGUAAAACCAGAAAGCGUCAAAAUCCGUAACAAGCACCUUUGCUUGGCGUCUUCACGCAUGUCUUAUAUUAUAUAUCACCUUUUACUCCCCCCUUCCCAAUUCCUUUACUGUAAAAAACUAUACGCCUCAUGUAAUAUAUACUUUUUAAACAAUGAAAAUCACCCUCAACAUAUA
This is a messenger RNA of Zychaea mexicana, 1335 nucleotides long. RefSeq lists its product as uncharacterized. Bases 75 to 1190 code for a protein of 371 amino acids. NCBI's taxonomy places the organism in Eukaryota, Fungi, Mucoromycota, Mucoromycetes, Mucorales, Lichtheimiaceae. The record is from RefSeq and is a predicted model, not a curated record. The transcript has a single exon.